Messenger RNA from Aureobasidium subglaciale EXF-2481, 1720 nucleotides. RefSeq lists its product as uncharacterized. The transcript has 5 exons. NCBI's taxonomy places the organism in Eukaryota, Fungi, Ascomycota, Dothideomycetes, Dothideales, Saccotheciaceae. The coding region runs from base 81 to 1640 and encodes 519 amino acids. The record is from RefSeq and is a predicted model, not a curated record. Gene Ontology annotation, biological process: carbohydrate transport; transmembrane transport. Gene Ontology annotation, cellular component: membrane. Gene Ontology annotation, molecular function: carbohydrate:proton symporter activity.
GUCUCCAGAGAACAUCAAGCAUCUCUUAUUCCAAGCAGCUGCUUUACUCCACGCUCUGUUAUACCCCAAAUUUUUCUUUGAUGAAGAUGUCUAGCAUGGAACAGAUGUCGGAGAAACAUGAGAGCAAGCCCGUUGCGACUAUGAUCGAGAAUGCUAGCACUCAUCAGUGCGAGCGGAUGCAGCACGAGGAAUCUGUCAAAGACGCCAUUCGUAACAACCUUGGUAGUUUGGCAUGGUGUUGCUACACUCUUUUCACUUGCAUCAUGUGGGGCUACGAUGGUCUUGCAGGUUCUGUCGUCAUCUCUUUGCCUUACUUUCGCAGGGAUUUCGGAACCCCAUACGGAGAGUCUUAUGUCAUACCGGCAAAGUGGCAACUUGCAUUCACAGCGGGCACUAUGAUCGGUCUUGUGGGAGGCGGUCUUGCAACCGGACUUGUUGCGAGUAGAUAUGGAAGGCAGGUAUGCAUAGGGGUCGCAUAUCUGCUCACUAUUAGCGGCGUCUUUGCACAAUGGUUCGCAAAUGGAAGCCUUCCUCUAUUUUUUAUCGGCAAGAUAUUGACUGGACUCCCUCUCGGUGUCUUCACCAGUGUUGCUCCAGCUUACUGCUCCGAGCUUGCACCGCUUGCUCUUCGUGGUUGUGUCACCGCUGCUGUGAACUUUAGCAUCGUACUCGGACAAUUCUUCUGCUACUGCGCACUUCGUCAGACCCAAACAAUCGCCGGACCGAACUCCUACAAGAUUUUGUUCGCGGUACAGUGGGGAUUCGCAGCCGUCGGUCUCGUCAUCCUUCCAUUCUUCCCAGAGUCUCCGUACUUCUUGAUUUCGAAAGGAAAGACGGAGAAAGCCAGGAACAACAUCGUCAAAUUGCGUGGAGCCAACUUUGACGCCGACGGGCACAUGGCCCAGAUCCAGAUUGACCUCACAGACAAUCAGAGUCUAGAAGAAGGAGGCUUCGCUCGAUGCUUCAACAAGGAUAACAGGCUCCGUACCAUUAUCGCUUGCAGCACUUUCGCCGUUAGUGCUAGUAGUGGUGUUCUCUGGGUUGUAGGUUACCUCAGUUACUUCCUGGAACUUACUGGUUUGGACCCCAGCCAGGUCUUCGACACAGCUGUCGGAAUUAUUGCGCUCAUGGUAGUCGGUAACAUGGCGGGUUGGUAUGCCAUCGAAAAACUAGGAAGACGCGGUUCCUUCCUCUGGGGUUCAAUUGUUCUUACGGUGGCGUUGUUCAUGAUUGGAAUUCUCGGCCUCAUCGAAGGGGCCGUUUGGGGACAGGUCGCGUUCGUAUGUAUCUGGGCCUUCGUCUAUCAAGCCACCGUCGGCUCUGCCUGCUGGUCGAUGGCCUCGGAGAUUCCAACAUCAAGCCUGCGCGCGCCAACCGUCUCUCUCGCCGUCAUGACCAACGGCAUUUGCAACGCUGUGUGGUCCUUCGCACUACCUUACAUGAUCAACCCUGAUGAAGGAAACAUGGGUGGUAAGAUCGCCUUUGUCUACGGACCUUUGUUGCUUGUCGUGACGAUCUUCAUCUUCUUCUAUUACCCGGAGACACGCGGGCGCACCUUCUUGGAAAUUGACGAACUUUUCAGACAACGCGUCAAGCCUAGACACUUUGCAAGAACGCAGCUCGCGGUGGUUAGAGCUUGAAGUAGCAUUCGCACAACGGUGUCUGUCUCGACUUCCUAGAUACGCCUAAAUUACUAUUCUGCAUCUAGCUUGCUAAGUCC